GCCGCCCGCCCGGGGCUCCCACCUCGCCGGCGCCGGGCCCGGGAGCGAUGACAUCGACGGGGAAGGACGGCGGCGGGGCGCAGCACGCGCAGUAUGUGGGGCCCUACCGGCUGGAGAAGACGCUGGGCAAGGGGCAGACAGGCCUCGUGAAGCUGGGGAUUCACUGUGUCACGUGCCAGAAGGUGGCCAUCAAAAUUGUCAACCGGGAGAAGCUCAGCGAGUCUGUGUUGAUGAAGGUGGAGCGGGAGAUUGCCAUCCUGAAGCUCAUCGAACACCCUCACGUUCUAAAGCUGCACGAUGUUUAUGAAAACAAAAAAUAUUUAUACCUGGUGCUAGAACACGUGUCUGGUGGAGAGCUCUUCGACUACCUUGUCAAGAAGGGCAGGCUGACCCCCAAAGAGGCUCGGAAGUUCUUCCGACAGAUCAUCUCUGCGCUAGACUUUUGCCACAGCCACUCCAUAUGCCACAGGGAUCUGAAGCCAGAAAACCUUCUACUGGAUGAGAAGAACAACAUUCGAAUCGCGGAUUUCGGCAUGGCGUCGCUGCAGGUUGGCGACAGCCUGCUGGAGACCAGCUGCGGGUCCCCCCACUACGCCUGCCCCGAGGUGAUCCGGGGGGAGAAGUAUGACGGCCGCAAGGCGGACGUGUGGAGCUGCGGCGUGAUCCUGUUCGCCCUGUUGGUGGGGGCUCUGCCCUUUGACGACGACAACCUGAGGCAGCUGCUGGAGAAGGUGAAGCGGGGUGUUUUCCACAUGCCGCACUUCAUCCCGCCCGACUGCCAGAGCCUGCUGCGCGGCAUGAUCGAGGUGGACGCGGCCCGGCGCCUCACGCUAGAGCACAUUCAGAAACACAUAUGGUAUAUAGGGGGCAAGAACGAGCCGGAGCCGGAGCAGCCCAUCCCCCGCAAGGUGCAGAUCCGCUCGCUGCCCAGCCUGGAGGACAUCGACCCCGACGUGCUGGACAGCAUGCACUCGCUGGGCUGCUUCCGGGACCGCAACAAGCUGUUGCAGGACCUGCUGUCCGAGGAGGAAAACCAGGAGAAAAUGAUCUAUUUCCUUCUCCUGGACCGGAAAGAAAGGUACCCGAGCCAUGAGGACGAGGACCUGCCCCCCAGAAACGAAAUAGACCCUCCUCGGAAGCGUGUGGACUCCCCAAUGCUGAACCGGCAUGGCAAGCGGCGGCCGGAACGCAAGUCCAUGGAGGUGCUCAGCGUGACAGACGGCGGCUCCCCGGUGCCCGCGCGGCGGGCCAUCGAGAUGGCCCAGCAUGGCCAGAGUAAAGCAAUGUUCAGUAAAAGCCUGGAUAUCGCUGAAGCCCACCCCCAAUUCAGCAAAGAAGACAGGUCCAGGUCUAUCAGCGGCGCCUCCUCGGGCCUCUCCACCAGCCCGCUGAGCAGCCCCCGGGUGACCCCUCACCCCUCUCCAAGGGGUAGUCCCCUCCCCACCCCUAAGGGGACGCCCGUGCACACGCCCAAGGAGAGCCCGGCAGGCACACCCAACCCCACGCCACCGUCCAGCCCCAGCGUCGGAGGGGUGCCCUGGAGGACACGGCUUAACUCCAUCAAGAACAGUUUCCUGGGGUCACCUCGCUUCCACCGCCGGAAAUUGCAGGUUCCAACACCCGAGGAGAUGUCCAACCUGACCCCGGAGUCGUCCCCAGAGCUCGCCAAGAAGUCGUGGUUUGGGAACUUCAUCAACCUGGAGAAGGAGGAGCAGAUCUUUGUGGUUAUCAAGGACAAGCCCUUGAGCUCCAUCAAAGCCGACAUUGUUCACGCCUUCCUGUCGAUCCCCAGCCUCAGCCACAGCGUCAUCUCCCAGACCAGCUUCCGGGCUGAGUAUAAGGCGACAGGGGGCCCGGCGGUGUUCCAGAAGCCGGUCAAGUUCCAGGUGGACAUCACCUACACCGAGGGUGGGGCAGCGCAGAAGGAGAAUGGCAUCUAUUCUGUCACAUUCACACUCCUGUCAGGCCCGAGCCGCCGCUUCAAGAGGGUCGUGGAGACCAUUCAGACCCAGCUACUGAGCACACACGACCAGCCCUCCGCCCAGCAUUUGUCAGACACCACUAACUGUAUGGAAAUGAUGACGGGGAGGCUUUCCAAAUGUGACGAGAAGAACGGGCAGGCGGCCCAGGCCCCCAGCACGCCCGCCAAGCGGAGUGCCCACGGCCCACUCGGUGACUCCGCGGCCGCUGGCCCCGGCCCUGGAGGGGACGCCGAGUACCCAACGGGCAAGGACACGGCCAAGACGGGGCCGCCCGCCGCCCGCCGCGAGCAGCCUUAGACACAUAGCCCCCUUCCCCAGCACGGCCCUGACAGUGGCCCCCAAGGCCGCCCCGCCGCCCGCCCGCCCGCCGCCGCCCGCCCGCCCGCGUGGACCCGGGGCCGCGCCCGUCCGCCCGGCUAGACUGUUGCGGAGCCGGGGAGGAAAGGAAAGGGGGCACCGGGGGCCAGCGCCUGCGGCGGGGCCCGCCCGUGCUCGCUCUUUCUCUCACUGUCUCUCUCUCUGCCUGCCUCUGACAACGCCACUGUUUCCGCUCUGAUACCAGGAAUUAUCCCGAAAAGUUAACAUGUCACCUCCACGAGGCCGUCCUCUGUGCUCCGCGCCGGACACCGGCUGACCGAAGGCAGCUGCCGCGGACCCGCCCUCUCUCGUCUCCUGCUGCUGCCGCCCGCGGCGAGGCCCCGCCCACCCGCGCGCCGCCCCGCCCCGCCCGCGGCGAGGCCCCG
Molecule: messenger RNA, 2725 nt
Organism: Prionailurus viverrinus (fishing cat)
Lineage: Eukaryota; Metazoa; Chordata; Mammalia; Carnivora; Felidae
Gene: BRSK2
Product: BR serine/threonine kinase 2
Exons: 21
Coding region: 48-2279 (743 amino acids)
Biological process (GO): protein phosphorylation; intracellular signal transduction; microtubule cytoskeleton organization
Cellular component (GO): cytoplasm
Molecular function (GO): tau-protein kinase activity; ATP binding; protein serine/threonine kinase activity
Source: RefSeq, a predicted model, not a curated record